GACCUGGGCGGUUGCCAUGGUUGCCAUGGUUCACAGGGCCUGGGGCUGGGGGGGCUCCCAGUGCCCCUGAUGCUCACUCUGCCUCCAGCUCCCACUGCAUUUGCCACCUGCCGAGCACCCUGUGGCAUCUUUAUCACUUAGGCAUGCCAUACCCUCUCGUUUCCUGAGGCCCUUGCUCUUCAGCUUCAGGCUCUUCUCACUCCUCACUCCAGACUCUUCCUCCUCCUCCUUGCCUCCCCCUUUUGCACCUCUACCACCUGACCUGCCAUUUCCCUCUGCCCACCGCCCUGCUUCCUUCUCUGCCCCUCUUUCCUCCCACUCCUCCCCCUCCUCCCUCACUGUCUUGGCUUUCUUCCUACCAGUUUAGCUGGGUCAGCUAUAUCCAGGAAUAACUAUGGGGCUUGGGGGGGGGAAAGAGACAGGGGCUCCUCAAGGGCAGAACCCAAGCACAACACCUAAAAAGGAAAAAAAGACAAAAAAGAUGAGGAGGAAAAGAAAAAAGGCAGACAUUGAGGAACUGAAGAAGGAAGUGGCUAUGGAUGAUCACAAAUUAACUUUGGAAGAGCUGAGCGCUAAGUAUUCCGUGGACCUGACAACGGGCCAUAGCCCCGAAAAGGCAAACGAAAUCCUGAUUCGAGAUGGACCCAAUACACUUACCCCACCUCCUACCUCUCCAGAAUGGAUCAAAUUCUGUAAACAACUGUUUGGUGGCUUCUCCCUCCUACUAUGGACUGGUUCUGGUCUCUGCUUCUUGGCCUAUGGCAUCCAAAGUAAUUACCAUGAGGAAGUUAUGAAAGAUAAUCUGUACCUGGGAGGCAUACUAGCCAUCGUGGUGAUCAUCACUGGCUGCUUCUCAUAUUUCCAGGAGACCAAGAGCUCCAAGAUCAUGGAGUCUUUUAAGAACAUGGUGCCACAGCAAGCUCUGGUAAUUCGAGGUGGAGAGAAGAUACAGGUUGAUGUGCAAAAUGUGGUGUUGGGAGACGUGGUGGAAGUGAAGGGUGGAGACCGAAUCCCUGCUGACCUCCGGCUUAUCUCUGCACAGGGAUGUAAGGUAGACAACUCAUCCUUGACUGGGGAGUCAGAGCCUCAGUCCCGCUGCCCUGAUUUCACCAAUGAGAACCCUCUGGAGACCCGAAACAUCUGCUUCUUUUCCACCAACUGUGUGGAAGGAACAGCCCGGGGGGUCGUGAUUGCAACAGGAGAUGACACAGUGAUGGGCAGAAUUGCCUCCCUGACGUCAGGCCUGACAGUUGGCAAGACCCCCAUUGCUACUGAGAUUGAACACUUCAUCCAUCUGAUCACUAUGGUGGCCAUGUUCCUCGGUGUCACUUUUUUUGGGCUCUCACUUAUCUUGGGCUACGGCUGGCUGGAGGCUGUCAUUUUUCUUAUUGGCAUCAUUGUGGCCAAUGUGCCUGAGGGGCUGUUAGCCACUGUCACUGUGUGCCUGACCCUGACAGCCAAGCGCAUGGCACGGAAGAACUGCCUGGUGAAGAACCUGGAGGCGGUGGAGACGCUGGGCUCCACGUCCACCAUCUGCUCGGACAAGACGGGCACCCUCACCCAGAACCGCAUGACGGUCACCCACUUGUGGUUCGACAGGACUGUGUAUGAGGCCGACACCAGCGAAGAAGCGACUGGGACAGUAAUUCCUGAGGGCUCAGAUACCUGGUAUAUCCUGGCCCGAAUCGCUGGCCUCUGCAACCGGGCUGACUUUAAACCUAAUCAGGAGAGACUGUCCAUAGCUAAGAGGACAACAACAGGUGAUGCUUCUGAGUCAGCCCUCCUCAAAUUCAUCGAGCAGACGUACAGCCCUGUGUCAAAAAUGAGAGAAAAAAACCCGAAGGUGGCAGAGAUUCCCUUUAAUUCUACCAACAAAUACCAGAUGUCCAUCCACCUGCGGGAGGAAAACUCCCAGACCCACAUGCUGCUGAUGAAGGGUGCUCCUGAAAGGAUCUUGGAUUUUUGUUCUACUUUCCUUCUGAAAGGGCAGGAGUACCCCAUGGACGAUCAGAUGAAGGAAGACUUCCAAAAUGCCUACUUAGAACUGGGGGGACUAGGGGAGCGUGUGCUAGGGUUCUGUUUCUUGAAUCUGCCUAGCAGCUUCUCCAAAGGAUUCCAAUUUAAUACAGAUGAAAUAAAUUUUCCUAUGGAUAACCUUUGUUUUGCGGGCCUCAUAUCCAUGAUCGACCCUCCCCGAGCUGCAGUGCCCGAUGCCGUGAGCAAGUGUCGUAGUGCAGGGAUUAAGGUGAUCAUGGUAACGGGAGAUCAUCCCAUUACAGCCAAGGCCAUUGCCAAGGGUGUGGGCAUCAUCUCAGAAGGCAACGAGACAGCAGAGGAUAUUGCUGCUCGGCUUAAGAUCCCUAUCAGCGAGGUCGAUGCCAGCACUGUCAAAGCCAUAGUGGUGCAUGGCUCAGAACUAAAGGAUUUAAACUCAGAGCAGCUUGACCAGAUCCUCCAAAACCACAGUGAGAUUGUGUUUGCUCGGACCUCCCCUCAGCAGAAGCUCAUCAUUGUAGAGGGGUGUCAGAGGCUGGGAGCCAUCGUGGCUGUGACAGGGGACGGGGUGAAUGACUCCCCUGCACUAAAGAAGGCUGACAUCGGCAUCGCCAUGGGCAUCUCUGGCUCUGACGUCUCUAAGCAGGCAGCCGACAUGAUCCUGCUGGACGACAACUUUGCCUCCAUCGUCACAGGGGUGGAAGAAGGCCGCCUGAUCUUUGACAACCUGAAGAAAUCCAUCGCCUACACCCUGACCAGCAACAUUCCUGAGAUCAGCCCCUUCCUGCUGUUCAUCAUCCUCGGGAUACCCUUGCCUCUGGGCACCAUAGCCAUUCUCUGCAUUGAUCUGGGCACUGACAUGCUCCCUGCUAUCUCCUUGGCUUACGAGUCAGCUGAAAGUGACAUCAUGAAGAGGCUUCCAAGGAACCCAAAGACUGAUAAUCUGGUGAACAACCGUCUCAUUGGCAUGGCCUAUGGACAGAUUGGAAUGAUCCAGGCUCUGGCUGGAUUCUUCACUUACUUUGUGAUCCUGGCCGAGAAUGGUUUUAAGCCUAAUGAUCUGCUGGGCAUCCGCCUUCACUGGGAAGAUCGAUACUUGAAUGACCUGCAGGACAGCUAUGGGCAGCAGUGGACCUACGAGCAGCGCAAGGUGGUGGAGUUCACGUGCCACACGGCCUUCUUUGUCAGCAUCGUGAUCGUGCAGUGGGCUGACCUCAUCAUCUGCAAGACCCGCCGCAACUCGGUCUUCCAGCAGGGCAUGAAAAACAAGAUCCUAAUACUUGGGCUCCUGGAGGAGACAAUGCUGGCUGCUUUUCUGUCCUACGCUCCAGGCAUGGACCUGGCCCUGAGAAUGUACCCACUCAAGAUAACGUGGUGGCUCUGUGCCACUCCCUACAGCUUUCUUAUCUUUGUCUAUGAUGAAAUCAGAAAACUCGUCAUUCGUCUACGGCCGGGUGGCUGGCUGGAGAGAGAGACAUACUACUAAACUCAGCAGAGGAAGAGCUUCACCUGACAUAAAAGUGCCAUGAGUAGGGUUAGGGAUUAUGAGUUUGAUACAACAUCUGAGAGAGACACUGGAAUGAAUUACCUUGGAUAAGAGAGACAGGCACUCUUGGGACUGGACAGAGGGGAUCACCAGCAGAAGAUGGGAUGGGUGAGGGAAGCCCAGCCGGCGUCUGGCUGCAGCUGAGUGGGGAGGGGCACAGUCCAGUUGAAUCCAACAGCCAGUCUGGAGAGUAAAGGUUUGGAACAGCCCUCA
Messenger RNA from Microcebus murinus (gray mouse lemur), 3754 nucleotides. Its product is annotated as sodium/potassium-transporting ATPase subunit alpha-4. Gene Ontology annotation, molecular function: ATP binding; ATP hydrolysis activity; P-type sodium:potassium-exchanging transporter activity. Lineage: Eukaryota; Metazoa; Chordata; Mammalia; Primates; Cheirogaleidae. Gene Ontology annotation, cellular component: sodium:potassium-exchanging ATPase complex; plasma membrane; cell projection. The record is from RefSeq and is a predicted model, not a curated record. Gene Ontology annotation, biological process: sodium ion export across plasma membrane; intracellular sodium ion homeostasis; potassium ion import across plasma membrane.